This is a messenger RNA of Myripristis murdjan (pinecone soldierfish), 4457 nucleotides long. It is a transcript of the gene zdhhc3b, whose product is annotated as zDHHC palmitoyltransferase 3b. Lineage: Eukaryota; Metazoa; Chordata; Actinopteri; Holocentriformes; Holocentridae. Gene Ontology annotation, molecular function: palmitoyltransferase activity. The record is from RefSeq and is a predicted model, not a curated record. The transcript has 7 exons. Bases 504 to 1400 code for a protein of 298 amino acids.
GAAAACAACAAGCCGGAGACGCGCUGACUCCAGAUCUGCCGCUCCAACCCGGUGCGGAGCGGCGUCCUGCGCAUGGGAGGCAGGAGCGGAGCGGGCGGAGCAGACUUCCUGGUUAGCUCUCCGUCUGUUGUCCAGCCCGCACACCUCUCUGGGUUUCACAGCCAAAGAAGCCACCGAAGUGGUUUGGUAUCGGCUCAACCGGCGGCUGUGUUCCCGGUGUAAUUUCCAUACGAAAGAGCCAAAGCUCCGGGUGAAACCGAGGCGGAAAGGGCCGGAGCGGCUGCGCGCUGGAGGCUGCCCGCUCAGCAGCGAGCCUAGCCCGGCUUGUGCUACACGGACGGGGCGGCGGAGCUGUUAGCGCUCACCACUGUCAUUUUUUUUUUUUUUUUUAAACACAAACUUCAAUUUACCGAGCUUCAUAACUUAAGUGAGGACUCGCCACAGACUUUCACCGACAAGCAAGUUGAGAGCGAGCAUGUGGUUGGAGCCACAGGUGCUGUAGGAUGAAGAGCCCGGCGCACCGCACCAGGGACAUAGAGCGGCAAGCCGGCUACCUGAAGCCCGAGCACUGCGCCCCUCCCCCGCCCCGCACCGGCUCCGACACCAUGUGGUUCAUCCGUGACGGCUGUGGCAUCGUGUGCGGCGUCAUCACCUGGAUCCUGGUCUUCUAUGCCGAGUUCGUGGUGGUGUUUGUCAUGCUGCUGCCUGCCAAAAACGUGGCCUACAGCCUCAUCAACGGGGCGCUCUUCAACGGCCUGGCCUUCCUCGCCCUCGCCUCUCACGCCAGGGCGAUGUGCACCGACCCGGGAGCCGUGCCUAAAGGGAACGCCACCAAGGAAUUCAUCGAAAGCCUGCAGCUCAAGCCAGGUCAGGUGGUCUACAAGUGUCCCAAGUGCUGCAGCAUCAAGCCCGACAGAGCUCAUCACUGCAGUGUGUGUAAACGCUGCAUCAAAAAGAUGGACCACCACUGUCCCUGGGUCAACAACUGUGUCGGAGAGAACAACCAGAAAUACUUUGUACUCUUCACGAUGUACAUAGCACUAAUAUCCUUCCAUGCGCUGAUCAUGGUGGCCUUCCAUUUUGUCUUCUGCUUUGAAGAAGACUGGUCAAAGUGCAGCAGCUUCUCUCCUCCGGCGACCGUCAUCCUCCUCAUCUUGCUGUGUUUCGAGGGCCUCCUCUUCCUCAUCUUCACAGCGGUCAUGUUUGGGACCCAGGUUCACUCCAUCUGUACUGACGAGACGGGCAUCGAGCAGCUGAAAAAGGAGGAGAGAAGAUGGGCCAAAAAGUCAAAAUGGAUGAACAUGAAGGUGGUGUUUGGCCACCCGUUCUCGAUAGCCUGGCUGAGCCCCUUCGCGACACCCGACCACGGCAAAGCAGACGUGUACCAGUACAUCGUCUGAAACACGGAAACCAAGCUGGGCUCAGUGUGUGUGUGUGUACACACUGCCAGCCGGCCCCGCUGCUCUGGGCACGGACUGAUGAUGAGUACAAGUGGUGGGUUAUGGUCCUUCCUCCCCUGUGGCUGGGCUUCACUGAGCAUGAACUCCUCUUAACCACUUUUUAUUUUUUCUCGUUUAUAUUUCAAGGUGUUCUAUUGUGAGCUUUUGUCUUGUUCGAUCUUGCUAUUUUUUUUUAAAAAAAAGCUUUUCACCAUAUAUAUAUUUUUUUCAUUUCUUUCUUGGUGCUGACUGAUUUUUUGUGAGGUUCCGCCGUUCCGCUUUCACUGAAAAAUAAUGCUCUGCGAAACAUCCAAACUCGAGAGACAUCUCAAAUUCAGCAGUUGACUUUGACAUGAAGCGUUUAAUGAGGAGGGCUGCAGCGAGACAAGAGACUGAAUUCUGCUUUCUUCAGAUAGGGAAGACUUUCUGCAAUAUGUCUCAUCAUUUCCUGCUUCCAAGACUAAAUGUGAACCCGAGGUGAAAUCCAGAAUGUUCAGGUGCCAAGGCGGUCGCCUGGCUUUGUCUUCCUGUAAACAUCGCUGUGAUCACGUCUUCAUUUGCUGUAUUUCUCUCAUUCGCGAUUGUCUUACGCUGAACGCCGCAGAUGACUUGCCUUAGCACGGUGCAUUAGUGGACAGUGUUGUUUGCUAGAGAAAUUUCUGUCAUUCUGCCUUAAUGUGACAGUGUGGGCUCGAUAGGAAGCAGACUCUGGUUAAAUACUCUUUGAUAUAGUUUUAUAGCCUGUUUAGAUGCCAGAUGAGUGGGUUUUGUUCAGACAGCAGUGUAUUUUGACGGUAAUUUGAGACAUGUUGUUUUUACUGACAUUGAUUUUCCUUUUGCAGUGAACCCAGCCCAUCUGGUAGCACAAGAAAGUUAGAAUAAACACCACAGAUGACACGCGAAUAUUGUUUGACCCGGGUUUAAUAGGAGUUUGUCCUCUGACGGGGCGAAAAGCCAAGUCUCUGCUCAAGCCGGAGCAGGUUCACUACAACAGGCAGGAAUAGCUGCACAGUUGGAAUAGCCAACCCAAAACCUGCAGGGGUGUGGGACAUUGGUCAACGAUUGUUUGAGUCAGCCUUUGUCCAACAGAGUGGCAAGAUGUCUAACUGGACGCCUGACAGGAUAGGGUAUGACCAUCUUUGACCAAAUGCCGGUUAAUUUCAUUUGUCACCGGGAAGUUUUGACACUUUGUUAGGUAAACAAUCAAUCUUUUUUUCUACUCUUAGGGACAAUUUGGCUUGUGAGAUAGUGAGUGUGGAUGUUCAGUUUUGGAAUCCAGUUGCUGCUUUGACCUGUGGGUGAAGAAAUCUGUGUCCUGCCUCAUGAUUGCUGGAAUAUCUGUAAACUGUGUGUGUUGGAAAGUGCCCGUUAAGCCCGCCAACCGUUUUUGCUCGGUAAUCAUUUCUGUUACACUCCACCAGCUUAGAUGGAAAGUCAGGGAAUAAAGCAAUACACUUUGCUUUCUGAAUGCACUGGCUGUAAGUGUAGUUGUCCGACACUAAAUUGAUGGAAUUUGCUCAUGGAUAAUCUAGUUUGUUUCAGAUUGUGAUUAUGAGUCUGACGCAGAGAAUAAAAAGCCUUGUGAGGACAAAAAAACGACGGUAACAUUUUGGCCAGUGUAAAAUAUGCACUGGACACAGGGCGUGUGUUUUGUCACCGCUGUGCACAAUGCAAGUCCACCCAGCAUAGAAACGGCUUCCUGUGUCCCACCUGCAAGUGUAGAUUUUAUCUUCAGUGAUGAAUAGUUUGAUGCAGAUAGAAAGUAGGCCACAUCAAAACAUUUAACCCUCAAAAUGCCUUUGUCCAAAUGUGUUGAAAAGCCUUACUACAAUCAUGUUUUGUUGAUGAUCGAGCAACUUCACACGUAUGUUUUGCCAUAUUUUGUGCUUUGUAAAGUCAGGCGUUUCUGAAAUAACCCCUAUGCAUGAGUGAGGUGUGCAGGGAUCGUGCAUUGUCAAUAAUCAAUGGGAUUUUUUUCUCCUAAAAUCACUGCUGUUUUUAAUAAAAGAUAAACACUGACUAUCACCAUCAUAUGGAACUGCAACGGUUGCUACCCAGUUUGCACAAACACCAGCUUAUUUUUUUAAAAUCGUUCAUUCAGUACUACAGUACGUGGUCAGGCAUGAAUGCCAUUUAUAGUGUUUGGACCACAUGUUUUUUUGUGAUAAUAAUUGUGAUAUAUGUUUAAAGGUGAAUGAAAAAAAAAUAGCAUGGAUGUCAUGCUGCGUUCGGUAAGUGUUACACAUACUUUUAAUUCCUCAGUUUACUGUAUAUUUGACCACGACUGGGUCGGCAGGGUUGUCCCUUAAUUUUCAAGUCGAGGAUUGAAUUAAAAACAGCUACAAAAAUGACUGAAUAUGAAAAGUCAUUACUGAUGUAAGCGAUGAUGACUGAUCUGCACAUCAUGCACAUUUUAGGUGCAGGGGUACAGUGACUGCAAAAGCAUUCCUAUCUGUCACCUAAUUGGAGCACAGGAUGACAGGGCUUAAAUCUGAUUUUGUGCCUUUCUGACAGACAUUUAGAAGAUGUUUAAAUUGCAAGUAGAGUUUCUCAAGGCGAACAUUAGUCGCAGUAAGCACUUCUUUCAUCAGACCCUGUCACCCAGUCUGUGUUUGCAUGCAAAGAGAGGAUGUUAAGCUGGACAGGCAUCAAGUUCCAGUUUGCUCUACGAAGUAAGGGAUUGGUGGCCUUUUGAUGCAUCAUAUCGUCUUCACCCACUCGAACACCAGACGCAAAUUCACAGAUUACAGCCGACAUGUAUUUCGCAGAGUAUCUUCAGGACACUAUUCUAUUGGAAGCAGGAAACUGAAUAAGGGGAUCUCAUGAUUUUGAACCAAAAUCAGGAAAAAAGGGAUUCUGUACUCCUCAGACCAUGAUUUUAUUUUUCUCACCGUUUUGUUUUCUCUCUGUUGCUAUGUUGAACAACCUCUACAGAACAUAAGCUCAGUGCUCUGCAAACACUGAGCUUCUGUGUUGGAUUGUUGAUGUAUGUUUAAAUAAAAAAAAAGAGAACUUGAA